This is a messenger RNA of Taeniopygia guttata (zebra finch), 3936 nucleotides long. The record is from RefSeq and is a predicted model, not a curated record. NCBI's taxonomy places the organism in Eukaryota, Metazoa, Chordata, Aves, Passeriformes, Estrildidae.
AAGUUUACUUGGCCAAAGUUUUGUGAAGCACCCAGGCAUCCUGGCUGUGAGAUGGCUUUCCACUGGGUGGUAGCAGCAUUUAUUUUCCUUCAGCAGGAACGGAGCCGCUUUCGGUUUCAGCUCAGAGAGAGCCAACGUGCAGCUGGGGCAGGGGAGGAGGCAGCACUUCCCCUUUGUCUGGGGAAAAUCUCAUUCCAUUCCAGCAGAGAGAAAAGUUUCUAGGUGAAUACAAAACUAUCCAGCUCUACUUCAGCACAUCAGAAAAUUUCCUCCAAGAUGUGGCUUGUGUUAGAGCUGCUGUGAAAAUGUUGCUAAACAAAUGGAAUGCAUUGUAAUCCCAAUUAGUGGUUGGGAUGAAACACAUGCUCAUUCUGUCCCAAAGCAAGAGGGGCUUGGUGCUGGUGCACAGCAACGCUUGACUUGCAAAGCUGGUGAGCUUGGAGCCUGUUGGAGCUUGGAAAACGUGUUGGAGCUUUCUCAAACCUUCCAGCAUUGGGUAUGUUUGUGCAGAAGAAGCUGUUUAGAUGAUACCCUGUUUUCCAGUCCUUGUUUCACUACUGAUUUUUGAUCAGUGUUAGUCACAACACCUGAUUCAAGUAAAGUCAGCUGGUCUUUGAGCAGCCCCCACCUUUGUGUGAAUGUAAAUCAGCCCUCAGGGCAUUUGGCUUCCCGGGCCCGGGUAAGCUGAGCCUGGUAGAAGAUGGGUUCUAGUGAGUUUUCUGGACACAAGAGAUCUCUCUGCAGCCUGUCAGCUUUGUAUGAAAAGGUGAAAAAGUGGAUUAGGUUAAUUGGUGAACCUUCCUGAGGAGUAGGAACUGUGUUAGAGGGGGAAAACAAUCCCAAGUUGAAAUGGAUGAGCUUUGAAAAGAACACGAACGGUGAAAUUAUAAUGUGGUGUUUCUGUAAGUUAACUGCAGUUGAUAAAAACAUGCUGCUCCUUUUGCCAAAUCAGAAAUUGUUUCUAGCAGCGGGUCUCAGUGAGGCAGAGGGGUUUCAGGAGGGUAGAGCCUGGUUUCCCAAGCCAGGUUUUACCUGAGGGGUAAUGUCCACACCACAGCACUGAGUCUCACUUGAAGCUGAGACCCACCAGAGAACCUGUAAACAAAUACGUGGCACCAUUUUAGCAGUGGCUGUUCCUGAUGAAAUUCAUUUUGGGUACAAAAGAUGAACUUUAAAUGUCUCCAGCAUAUUUUGAGUAUCAGUUCUGCUAUAAAGAACUCUUUUGCAAAACUUCUGUUGUCAGCUUUUGUGUGAACAUGUAAAAACCCUACUAGAAAGCUGUUAAUAAACUAUAAUCACUAAGACCUCUGCUAGAAAUGCCAAUUUUGUAACAACUCCUUUGGCAGUGAAAAAAACAUUUCACAUUUUGUAAUGCCCUUUACACAGAGACCACCCAGAAACCAUGUGAGCAAUUAAAAGGUGAGUCUGCCUCUUUUUAUCUUUGGUUCAGAUUAUACUGAUUUCAAGAUAGGCUUCAGCACCUGGAUUUUGUUUGGGAAUGGCUCUGGAAGGUGCAUUAUUUUUGCAUCGCGGAUUAGAAUUGGAAGAGAGAAAGUCUAUUUGCACAUACAGUGGAUAAUUAUCUUAUUGAAGUAAUAUUUCCUCUGAAAGCCUGAUAGCUAGAUUUCAUCCCAGAGUUGCAAAAAUCGUAACCAGUUAGCUCCUAAGUCAUUUUUAUGAUGAAGAGUCACCUUCUUGCACAGAGAGCUGGGUGUAGGUGGCUUCCCUAAUUUAAAUAUAACAAAAUUUCCCUUUACUGAACAAUUUACAUUGAGAGAGGCUUUGUAGAACUGCAGUGAGAGCAGCGUGAAAUGUUUUGUUUAUGGCUGUAACUCGUGCACCCCGUGGCUUUUGUACUGUUGUUGCACAGCCACACAUCGAUGUGUGUGUGCAGACUUCCCUAGUGCUGGAGCAGGAUCCCACACAUGGACUGUGACAGGGCUUUAAGCCAAUACAGAAAUUCCCAAUAGGGACUUCAUGAUCACUCCUUAUUCCAUUCAAGCACGAAAAAAUGUGAGGAAUUACUUUAUUUAGGAGUGCAGUGAAAUUGUGCCAAUUAUGCUGAAACAUAAGAACUGCUUUUAUUCUUACAGCACUGGACAGGAUCUCCAGCUUUGGCCAUUAGCAGUAGUGACUGAGGAGACAGAGUGACCCCAGUGGGGUCGUGCAGGCAGAGCCGCGAGCGGCCGCCGGGCCGGGCAGCGGAUGUUGGGGCUGGUGAUUCACAGGGGCAGGAAACCAGCGACUGCAACGAGCCCUGGAGGAACCAGCCCCGGCAGCUGGAGGUGCUGGAGCAGCUGGGACACUUCAGGGACAGCAGCUGAGGCCGUGGGCUGGAUUUGGCCGGGCCAUGGUGCAGCCGGAGCUGUGGGCGGCCGCGGCGCUGAUGCUGCUCGGGGCGGCCGUCAGCCUCUGCCUCAGGUGCCAGCUCUCGGGCUCGAAAGCCAGCAGAGAUUUGAGGUGAUUCGAUCCCAUACCGCUGCAACCCGAAGGCUGGAAAAAAGUAAGGAACCUGAAAAGUUAUCAAUAGCAAGUAAAGCCAACGAGGAGCUCAGUGCUUCCCAUCACACUGGAUAUGGGAGCAGGGACCAGGCCAGGUACCAGAAUUUCCUGGCAGAGAACUGCCUGGAAGAAGACACUGCCUAUGUGGAGCCCAUGUCUCUGGAUCACUACUACAAUUGCACCAGGCUCUUCAAACCACCCUGUGGCAGAUCUCCAGGCAAGCCAGAGAAAGAUGAGGAUUCCCAUUCCUAUGAAAAUGUGACCAUUGGAGUGUCUCAGGGCUCUGAUCCAGAUGAGGCUGUAGACUAUGAGAACAGCAUGACAGUACUCACAUGGAAACUCCAGCAAGGGCAAGCCCCGGUGACAGAAAGCCUGGAUGAUGAGCCAGACUACAUCAACACAGAUCCUGCUGUCAGAGCAAAGGCACAGGAACUUCAAAGUGCUCUGGAGCAGCUGGAGCCAGCACUGCUCCAUGCCGUGGGCACCCAGAGCCCCUGCUCUGAGCAGGGAUUCCCUCAGCUGAGCCCUGCCUGCUGUGCUAGGACCACACAUCCUGCCCCAUUGUCACCACCAGACCGAUGCUGCUGAUAAAGAAUUACUCAAGUAUUCUGCAUAAAGACUGAAGAAAUCUUUUGCUGAGCUGUAAGAGCGCACCCAGCGAACAUGCACACAGGGAGAGAGGAGAUUUCCAUCCCUCAGUGAAAUCUCUUCUACAAACUAUGCCUGCAGUGACAUAGAAGGGGUGUCACUGAAAGAAGAACUACACUGCUUGAAGCCCCACAGAAGUCCAGCAGCAAACCAGCGACUGGAGAGAGCACUCUGCCCCCAGAGACCAUGGGCAAGCCCCAGGCUCCUCAUCCUAAUCUCAUUUUCCUGCACGUGCACUCGAAGAUGACCAGUCUGGGCAAUAUUUUCUCCUGUCAGACAUGAAAUGAAUUCUUAACUUGCUGAGCAGUAAUGCAGCCAGCUACUUAAUUUGUCAGGGUGACUCAUGCACAAUGGUAUUAAGGCAUAGGGAUUACAUUCUGAGUUAGUUCCUGUGCUCUCCUAUAGAAGCAGUUUCCUAUGUGAGAGGAACUGGCGAGGCAGAGGUGGUGUUUAUAACAGCAGUGGUUGUCUGGAGCUGAAUGAGAUUCCAACCUGUUCACAAGAGCUAAAGAGGAUUAAAUGCCUGCCUUAUCCAUGGGCAUGUAAUUCACAGUGUUGGUCUAUGGCAGUUUUCCUCAUGUUUCAGUAUCUGUUUUAAGAUGAUACAAAGAACAGCAGCAACUGUGAGAGUCAGAUCCGCAGCCACCAGCCUCAGAAACUGUACCAGUCCCUCAAAUGGCUGUUGGAACAUCUUCCCAGAAACAGAAUCCCUAUUUCCUGAGCCCUGAUGUACAGAUCUGACACUUCUGGAACACUUAUUAAAACUGAAAAGCUUCCAAAGAAAAA